UAGCUUUUAGACAAUUCGGGUGGUCGUCGCAGGUCGGGUUGGUCUUUUGUGUGUUUUGGUAUCAAAAUUAUGAUCCCUGCAUUGUUUGAUUCUUAACUAAAGUGACUUCAUUUUCACACAAGUUCCGCUAGCCAAGUUUGGCUUGAAAUCACCGAAAGAAACUACCCAAAAACCAUGGAGGAAGCCAGACCUGUUGAUGGGGAUCCUCCCAACAACGAGGAAGAUCUUAAAGCGCAGAUUGCAAAACUCACGGCUGAAAAGCGGAAGCAGCACGAUGAGUUCAAUAUCCAGCGAGCCAGGCUUAAGGAAUUGUACUUGCAAAAGGAGGCGGAGUGUAAAAAACUGUCAGGAGAAAUGGAGAACAUGCAGAAGCAGUUGGAUGAUGUGAAAAGUCAAUUAGUCGUGGUUGAAUAUAGAACGGAGAGCGAUCGACAACAGCAGGAGCGGAAGGCCCAGGAGGAAAUUGCUUCGUUGCAGCAAUUAGUGCAGGACACAAUUGAGGAAUCUUCAAUCUGCAAAGCUGAAUUGGAACAUCUUCGAGAGGAGAUGAUUAGAGUGAAGCAAGAGAAUCGGGACUUACGGGAAUUAAUUGCACACCAGCAACAGGAUACGCCUAGCCUGGCUCCUGUUCUCAGCCAUGUGAAGAAGACACUGGCCCGGAAAUUGGGCGCUGACUCAAGUGCAAGCAAUGAAACAAGUUUAGACGAGUCAAUGCGGAAGGUAAACAAAUAUGCUCAAGAAGACGCUCAGGUUUUGCGGUCACUGGUAGUACCAUUAGAGGAAGAAAUCAAAGCUUUGAAGGAAAAAUUACGAGCCACUGAUGAGGAACUGCAAUCAUAUCGAGGAGCCAAUAUUGAGCAACCUUCUGCUGAAGUCAUUGCUACUACGUCUCAGAACGAAAUAUGCAUGCAAUCCAGCCCAAUUCAUUUAAAGCCAGACGCGACGGAUUCCAUGACUAAAUCCACUUCUAUGGAUUACAUACAAUGUGAAAUGUGCCAGAAUUAUGAAACCCAACUGGUUCAAGCUCAAAAGCAAUUAACCGAUGAAAAAGAAAAGAAUGAGAAGUUGCAAAAGGCUAUCUUGGAUACGCGCGAAGAGCUUAAAAAGGAGUCUGCUUUAAGACGUGAUUUAGAGGAAGAAUGGCAACAAAAACGUGAAAUUCAUAAGGAGGAAGUCCAAAGCUUGACAGAACAAGUUAAAAAAAGUGAAAAGGAAUUGAUUAAUCUUCAGCAACAAUUCCUCGACACUAAGGACGAAAUUACACGUCAAUUAUACCGACUAACCGCCGAUCGAGAGCAAAUCAAUAAGCACUUGGAGACCCUACAAGGCGAUAAUGACUUCCUCUCUGGACGUUACUUAGAUACAUCCGAAGAAAUUCAAAACCAACGAAUUGAUCUGCCCAACAAUGUUGACGAAUUACAUAUUUUGCUGUUGAAGCAACGUGACGAAUUGAUUCAAGCUCGAGUCGGGGUUGAAUUCGAGCGUCGCAAAUGUGUUAGCUACGUGGAUGAGACGAAUUUGCUGAGAGAUCAAUUAGAAUCGAUUGAUAGCGAGCGUAAGGCAUAUGAUAAGAAGGUCCAAUCUCAUAUUAGGUCAUUAGAGGAACGACUUAAGGCUGUUUUAAAUAAGGAACAAAAUACUGAGCUUAUGAAAAAAACGUUCGAGCGCAAAGAAGCCGAACUUAACGAACAAUUGUCGGAGUUGCGAGUACAAGUUAUCGAUUUACGAGAGGCUAAUGAAAAACUCGAAAAAGCGCAUUCUGAUUCAAAAUCACAGAUCAAAAUUCUACAAGAUGAGCUAUCUACUAGUGAACAUGUACAAAAGGACUUUGUGAAAUUAUCGCAAUCAUUACAGAUCACUCUUGAAAAAAUUCGUCAAGCAGAUACUCAAGUGCGUUGGCAAGACGACGAAGACGUGGAGAAAUGUCCGAAUUGUAGCGUUCUAUUCACGGUUACUUGUCGUAAACAGCAUUGUCGUCACUGCGGAACAAUAUAUUGUGACAAGUGUUUAACGAAAACGGUGCCAUCUGGUCCACGAAAUAAACCAGCUCGUGUCUGUGAUAUAUGCCACACGUUGUUAAUACCAAAUACGGCUCCCUAUUUUAGCCAAGCGCCACCACAGUCGCCAACAUAAAUGCUUACAAGCUUGAUUACUGAUUGGCUCCUUUCUACUUUUUAAAAGUUCUGUCAUUUUUAAAGCUUUAAGAUUUUUUCCCACUUGUUAUUUAGAACAAACUUCUUCCUGCCCGCAAUAUAAUGUUAACUUUGGGAAAUCAUAUUGUCAUGAUUGAGUGUAGGCGUCCAUUUAUACGUAUCGAAUAGACCGAAAUUUCAUGUUCCUCAGAUUUAUUCGUGGCCAUUAAUGAGUUUUGCCAUGGAAUCGGGUGCUGGGCAAAUUCGUUAUUUUUUUCCUAUGUUAAAAAACGAGCAUAGCUCACGUUUCACAUCAGCCAUGCAGAAUUUUUGACGAUACUUAAGCUACAUAUCCCCACAAGUCAUGUUAACACGAAUAUGACUUCUCUUUCCGUUCCAACAUUUUUCCCAGUCUCAAGCUUGUGGCUAAAAUAUUUUUCCUUAUUUUUUCAACGAAUUUUUUGUCUAAAUGACUACUUGUAAAUAGAGACUCUCAUAUAGUGAUUUACAGCUAAAAUAUUGAAGAAUUAAUGUGAAGAAAAUUAUAUUUCACUAUUCCAAGUUAAAAUAAACGCUAAAAAUGAAAA
This is a messenger RNA of Hermetia illucens (black soldier fly), 2719 nucleotides long. RefSeq names its product rab GTPase-binding effector protein 2 (gene Rbpn-5). The record is from RefSeq and is a predicted model, not a curated record. Gene Ontology annotation, biological process: endocytosis. Lineage: Eukaryota; Metazoa; Arthropoda; Insecta; Diptera; Stratiomyidae. Gene Ontology annotation, molecular function: metal ion binding; GTPase activator activity; growth factor activity. Bases 175 to 2133 code for a protein of 652 amino acids. Gene Ontology annotation, cellular component: intracellular membrane-bounded organelle. The transcript is spliced from 9 exons.